Messenger RNA from Radiomyces spectabilis, 2549 nucleotides. Its product is annotated as adaptin N terminal region-domain-containing protein. Gene Ontology annotation, biological process: intracellular protein transport; vesicle-mediated transport. The coding region runs from base 131 to 2428 and encodes 765 amino acids. The record is from RefSeq and is a predicted model, not a curated record. Gene Ontology annotation, molecular function: clathrin binding. NCBI's taxonomy places the organism in Eukaryota, Fungi, Mucoromycota, Mucoromycetes, Mucorales, Radiomycetaceae. The transcript is spliced from 11 exons. Gene Ontology annotation, cellular component: membrane coat.
GUUUUUUUUGCCAGUGUGGUUAAUUUGGGUGGCAGCCCAGUGCGGAUUUUAGUCACUUGUUGAGUGAAACGCGUUUCCGGUUGAUUCUUAGUUUUUAUCUACUUCUGACGUGCUUCAUCAAGGCCUCGGUAUGAAUCGUCCAAAGUUCUUUACCACCAAUAAGAAAGGCGAAAACUAUGAGUUGAAGGCCGAGCUGAAUAGUGAAUAUCGCCACAUUCGUAAAGAUGCCGUCAAGAAAGUGAUUGCCAAUAUGACGGUUGGCAAGGACGUGAGCGGUCUGUUUCCUGACGUCCUGAAAAACAUGCAAACGGAAGAUCUCGAAUUGAAGAAACUCGUUUAUCUGUACUUGAUGAAUUACGCCAAAACGCAACCGGAACUGGUCAUCUUGGCCGUGAAUACAUUUGUAAAGGAUUCCGACGACCCCAAUCCUUUAAUAAGAGCUUUGGCUAUUCGAACCAUGGGCUGCUUGCGUGUUGAUAAAAUCAUCGACUAUUUAACCGAACCUUUGCGAAAAUGUCUCAAGGACGAAAACCCUUAUGUUCGGAAAACAGCGGCUGUGUGUGUAGCCAAACUGUACGAAUUGAACCCAGCUUUAACCAUCGAGCAAGACUUUGUCAAUCUCGUAAAAGAACUCGUUUCCGAUAUUAAUCCCAUGGUCGUCGCCAAUGCCGUGGUCGCCCUUACUGACAUCAACGAAGCAUCCCCCGAUCAGGCCAUUUUUGUCAUCAACAGCUCUACCUUGAACAAGUUAUUGCACGCGCUGAACGAAUGCACGGAAUGGGGUCAAAUUGCUAUUCUAACCGCGCUCGUCGACUAUAAAGCCAGCGACGCUAAAGAAGCAGAAGGCAUUUGCGAUCGCGUCUUGCCACGCUUGCAACAUGCCAACGGUGCCGUAGUGUUAUCAGUGAUCAAGGUCUUGAUGAUCAAUAUGCGAUACAUCAAGGACGAAAAUUUGAUCAAGACGUUUUGCAGAAAAAUGGCACCACCACUGGUCACCUUGUUGUCCAGUCCACCCGAGGUUCAGUAUAUCGCCCUUCGUAACAUCAGCUUAAUUUUACAACGUCGUCCGGAAGUGCUCAGCAACGAGAUGCGCGUGUUUUUCUGCAAAUACAACGAUCCUCCUUAUGUGAAAUCGGAAAAGUUGGAGAUUAUGAUCCGUUUAUGCAACGAUCGUAACGUCGACCAGUUACUGAGCGAAUUGAAGGAGUAUGCAAAUGAAGUCGAUGUGGAUUUUGUUCGAAAAUCGGUCAACGCCAUUGGUCGAUGCGCCAUUAAAAUUGAAGAAGCCGCAGAACGCUGCAUCAAUGUACUUUUGGAUCUCAUCAACACAGGUGUGAGCUAUGUAGUGCAAGAAGCCAUUGUCAUUAUCAAAGACAUUUUCCGUAAAUACCCCCAUAAAUACGAAGGCAUCAUCGCCACCCUGUGUGAGAAUCUUGAUGCACUGGAUGAACCGGAUGCCAAGGCCUCCUUGACCUGGAUCAUUGGCGAAUAUGCAGAGAGAAUUGACAAUGCGGAUGAACUGAUUGGUAACUUUUUGGAGAAUUUCCAAGAAGAAAAUGCACAGGUUCAAUUGCAACUGCUGACGGCUACGGUGAAACUCUUUUUGAAGAAACCAGCAGAGAAUCAAGAACUUGUGCAGCGCGUUUUGCAAACCGCUACCAACGAUUGCGAUAAUGCCGAUAUCCGCGACAGAGCCUACGUCUACUGGCGUCUCUUGUCCACUGAUCCCCAAGCCGCCAAAUCGGUCGUUUUGUCUGAUAAACCGCCUAUUGCCGGUGAGAAAUCUACCAUGUCUUCUGCUUUGCUUGAUAAUCUACUGUACCAUAUUGGCACACUGGCUUCCGUCUAUCACAAACCACCGGAAACGUUCAUUGCUGGAAAGAAAUACGGUGCAGACAAUGUGCAAAAGGCAGUAACGGAUCAUAUUGAUGAAGAUGAUGUGACCGCGCCACCGCCUCAAAUCCAAGCUGCGCUAAAGAAUAAUGAUAUUGGCAAUCUCCUGGAUUUGGAUUGGGAUGAACCGGCCGCCGCCAGUCCUACCGUGGCCAUGGAAAGCCCUCGCCAGAGCCAAGGCAGCAAUAACCUGAGUGAUCUCUUAUCGCUUGAUAACACCAGUAGUCAAACCACUCCACAAUUCUCAAUGGCCUCGCCCACAACCUCCCGAAGUGACGUGGAUGACAUUAUGAAAGCUUUUGGAUCGUCCUCCACUGCCAUGCAAUCGAAUUCCACUACGAACACUGCCAAUCAAACGACAGCUGCUUUGUUUGCAGAUGAUUUCUUUGGAUCUUCCGCACCAACUCAAAAUCCCAUGUCACCUCCGCUAAUGCAGUCCCAACCAUUGCAACAACAACAACAACAACAACAACAACAGCAGCAGCAAUCCUCCUCCUCUGCGGCGGCCCGUGAUCCAUUCGCUGAUCUAUUCUAGAUAGGCGUUCACAAAAGAAAAAAAAUGGACAAAAUCUCCCCAAACUCUGUUGUUCUGUAAGUUCACCACAAACUGUAGCACUUUUUAAUAAAAAAAAAAAAGACCAUACACUAUCCAAAUU